Messenger RNA from Protopterus annectens (West African lungfish), 1800 nucleotides. RefSeq names its product heat shock protein family A (Hsp70) member 14 (gene HSPA14). Gene Ontology annotation, biological process: cellular response to unfolded protein; protein refolding. Gene Ontology annotation, cellular component: ribosome; cytoplasm. Gene Ontology annotation, molecular function: heat shock protein binding; ATP binding; ATP hydrolysis activity. NCBI's taxonomy places the organism in Eukaryota, Metazoa, Chordata, Ceratodontiformes, Protopteridae. The record is from RefSeq and is a predicted model, not a curated record. The coding region runs from base 162 to 1694 and encodes 510 amino acids. The transcript is spliced from 15 exons.
CACGUGAAAACACGUACUACUGAAGUACCCCUCCCCCAGCCGAAAACACUGGGUAACUAUACUUCUAUUGGCUAACUAGUGUGAUGACGCAAUCCAGCUUUCAACUAUUCCAUUGCUUUGUAUGCCGGUUCCCAUAAGGUAAAGCGGCGUUUCUUCUAACUAUGGCGGCUAUUGGUGUCCAUUUAGGAUAUACAUGUGCUUGUGUGGCAGUUUACAAGGAUGGCCGUGCUGAUGUUGUUGCCAAUGAUGCCGGAGACAGAGUCACUCCUGCUGUUGUUGCCUACAGAGAAACAGAAGAGAUUGUUGGUUUGGCAGCAAAGCAAGGCAGAAUAAGAAAUGCCUCUAACACUGUUCUCAAAGUAAAACAGAUCCUUGGUAAAAGUUAUGAUGACCCCCAAGUCCAGAAGCAUGUAGCUGACAGCAAAUGUUCUGUUGUUGAAAAGAAUGGGAAGCCAAGAUAUGAGAUUGAUACCGGAGAAAACAUUAAACCUGUGUCUCCUGAAGAGGUUGCAAAACUCAUCUUUGGCAAAAUGAAGGAAACUGCCCAGUCUGCUCUAGGUUCAGAUGUCAGUGAUGUAGUAAUUACUGUUCCUUUUGAAUUUGGAGAGGACCAGAAAAAUGCACUUCGACAGGCUGCAGAAACAUCUGGAUUCAACGUGCUGAGAUUAGUGCAUGAACCUUCAGCAGCACUGCUUGCAUAUGGAGUUGGACAGGAUUCACCUACUGGUAAAAGCAAUAGCCUUGUAUACAAGCUGGGUGGAACAUCACUGUCUGUAACAAUAAUUGAAGUAAACAGUGGAAUGUACAGAGUAGUUGCCACUGACACAAAUGACAGUAUAGGAGGUGAAUGUUUUACAGAAGCUCUUGCACAGCAUCUGGCCUCAGAGUUUCAGAGAUCGUAUAAACAUGAUGUGAGAGGAAAUCCUCGUGCCAUGAUGAAGUUGAUGAACAGCGCAGAAGUUAGUAAAUGUUCUUUAUCAACACUAGGAAGUGCAAAUUGCUUUGUGGAUUCUCUGUAUGAUGGCCUAGACUUUGAUUGUAAUGUCUCCAGGGCUAGAUUUGAUCUGGUAUGCACGUCAUUAUUUAAUCAAAGCAUGGAAUCAAUUGUGAAGCUGAUGAAACAAGUGGGACUGACUGCAGAUGAUAUUAAUAAGGUAGUCCUCUGCGGAGGUUCAAGUCGAAUGCCAAAGCUGCAGCAAAUGAUUAGAGACUUGUUCCCCAAUACAGAAUUGUUAAACUCAAUACCACCAGAUGAAGUCAUUCCCAUUGGUGCAGCCAUUGAAGCAGGCUUACUUUUGGGAAGAGAAGAACUUUCCUUGGAGGAAGAUGUGAUUGCAAUCAACUGUUCUGCAAGAGAUAUUCUUGUUAAAGAAGUUGAUGAAUCAGGGGCAGAUAAGUAUACUGUGUUGUUUCCAUGCGGAACUCCUCUACCAGCCCGAAGACAUCACACACUACAUGCUCCGGGAGAUUUUUCUUCAGUUUGUCUUGAGCUAUAUGAAUCUGAAGACAGGAAAUGUGUAACAGAUAACAAUAAAUUUGCACAGAUAGUAUUAAAAGAUUUACAUAAGCAAGGAGGGGGAGUCCAUGACAUAUUGACAGUUCUUACUAUGAAACGGGAUGGUUCUUUACAUGUAACAUGCACAGAUCAACAUACAGGGAAAUCAGAAAUGAUCACUGUAGAGAUUGUGUCUUAAUUGUUUUGCCAUAUGUUAUGAAUGCUAUUGGAUCUUACAAAAUGUUGUAUUUUACUUUUUUUGUACAGUCAACAAGUUGCACAGAAAUAAAAUACUUCAGCCCUGA